Molecule: messenger RNA, 5237 nt
Organism: Anguilla rostrata (American eel)
Lineage: Eukaryota; Metazoa; Chordata; Actinopteri; Anguilliformes; Anguillidae
Gene: prkcba
Product: protein kinase C, beta a
Exons: 17
Coding region: 207-2225 (672 amino acids)
Biological process (GO): intracellular signal transduction; peptidyl-serine phosphorylation
Molecular function (GO): zinc ion binding; diacylglycerol-dependent serine/threonine kinase activity; ATP binding
Source: RefSeq, a predicted model, not a curated record
GGAUUGUAGCAAGCGCGCAACUCACAUCACACUGUAGCAGCAGAGGCGGCGGGCGUGUGGUGUGUGAAGAGGGAAGAGCGGACUCGCUGCCAAAAGCGCAGUCCUGUAACUACAGUAUAGCACUGCGAACAGACUCGCAUUGCGUACAGGCACACAUACGCUCAACUAAAAACAAAACUUAUUCUUUUAAUACUUCCGUGUUCAAAAUGGCUGACCCCGUGCAACUGAGCAGCGACGGAGAAGGGGCCGAGAAUAUGAGAGGGUUUGCAAGGCAAGGUGCCCUGAGACAGAAGAAUGUACACGAAGUGAAGGAUCACAAGUUUAUCGCCCGUUUCUUCAAGCAGCCGACCUUCUGCAGCCACUGCACGGACUUUAUCUGGGGAUUCGGUAAACAGGGAUUCCAGUGUCAAGUCUGCUGCUUCGUGGUGCACAAGCGCUGCCAUGAAUUCGUCACCUUCUCCUGUCCCGGCGCUGAUAAGGGUCCCGCCUCAGACGACCCACGGAGUAAACACAAGUUCAAGGUGCACACGUACUCCAGCCCGACCUUCUGCGACCACUGCGGCUCCCUGCUGUACGGCCUCAUCCACCAGGGCAUGAAAUGUGACCACUGCAUGAUGAACAUCCACAAGCGCUGCGUGGCCAACGUGCCCAGCCUCUGUGGGACUGACCACACCGAGCGGAGGGGCCGCAUCCAAAUCAGCGCUGCGAUCAACAGCAAUGUGCUGACCGUCUCCAUUAAAGAGGCAAGGAACUUGGUACCCAUGGAUCCCAAUGGUCUGUCUGACCCCUAUGUCAAGCUGAAACUCAUCCCAGACCCCAAGAGUGAGAGCAAACAGAAGACCAAGACCAUCAAGUGUUCCCUCAACCCUACAUGGAAUGAAACUUUUAUAUUCAAUCUGAAGGAGUCAGACAAGGAUCGCAGGUUGUCUGUGGAGAUCUGGGACUGGGACCUGACCAGCCGGAACGACUUCAUGGGAUCGCUGUCGUUCGGGAUCUCUGAGCUGCAGAAGAUGGGGGUGGAUGGAUGGUACAAACUGCUCAGCCAGGAGGAGGGGGAGUACUUCAAUGUGCCCGUCCCACCCGAGGGCGACGAAGGCAACGAGGAGUUCAGGCAGAAGUUUGAGAGAGCCAAAAUCGGACCUGGAAAUAAGAACACAGACAUGGGCACCAACGUCAUCUCCAAAUUCGACAACAAUGGCAACCAGGACCGCAUGAAGCUGACUGACUUCAAUUUCCUCAUGGUGCUGGGCAAGGGUAGCUUUGGAAAGGUGAUGCUGGCAGAGAGAAAGGGCACCGAGGAGCUGUACGCCAUCAAGAUCCUGAAGAAGGACGUGGUGAUCCAGGACGACGAUGUGGAAUGCACCAUGGUGGAGAAGAGGGUCCUCGCCUUGUCCGGAAAGCCCCCCUUCCUCACGCAGCUUCACUCUUGUUUCCAGACUAUGGACCGCCUGUACUUUGUGAUGGAGUAUAUCAACGGAGGAGACCUCAUGUACCAGAUCCAGCAGGUUGGCAAGUUCAAGGAGCCGCACGCUGUGUUCUACGCCGCCGAGAUCGCCAUAGGCCUGUUUUUCCUGCAUGCGAAGGGCAUCGUGUAUCGGGACCUCAAGCUGGAUAACGUGAUGCUGGACUCGGAGGGACACAUCAAAAUCGCCGACUUCGGCAUGUGCAAGGAGAACAUGUGGGACGGCGUGACCACCAAGACCUUCUGUGGUACCCCUGAUUACAUCGCUCCUGAGAUCAUUGCCUACCAGCCAUAUGGCAAGUCUGUGGACUGGUGGGCUUUUGGCGUGCUGCUGUACGAGAUGCUGGCGGGAGAGCCGCCCUUCGACGGAGAGGACGAGGACGAGCUGUUCCAGUCCAUCAUGGAGCACCACGUGUCCUACCACAAAGCCAUGACCAAGGAGGCGGUGGCCAUCUGCAAAGGGCUGAUGACCAAGCAUCCCGGGAAGCGUCUGGGCUGUGGGCCAGAGGGAGAGCGUGACAUCAAGGAACACGCCUUCUUCCGCUACAUGGACUGGGAGAAGCUGGAGAACAAGGAGGUCCAGCCACCUUUCAAACCAAAAUCAUGUGGCCGGGACGCUGAGAACUUUGACCGCUUUUUCACCCGCCAUCCUCCCGUCUUAACUCCACCUGACCAGGAGGUCAUCAUGAACCUCGACCAGGCCGAAUUUGAGGGAUUUUCCUACAUUAACCCUCAUUAUCCUCUUAUGGAUAUCAAGAGUUAAGGACAAUCAAAAAAAGCUUAUUGCAAAAUCUCCUAGAUACAAUAUCUGUAACCACUUCUAUUUGUUUAUGUAUAUGUACUGUUUCCAGCUGUACGUGUACGUAAACAAAAAUAUGGAAAAACAAUUUAUUACCCCUUUGGGUUAAAUCAAUUAGUGCAAAUUCCCUUGAAUGAUUUCCUGAAAUUUGAUACCGUUAUUUUACCUCUUUGUCAACAUUGCAUUUCCUAUUGAAUGUCCUUAUCAGAAAUCAGCCAGUAAGAUGUCCAUAGUGAUUCCAGAAAGUUCUAAAAUGACCUUGGAUUUUUAUAUAUAUUGCUUUCAUUAGUUUUUCAUUGCUGCACCCAGUACAGCUCCUCUCCCUGCCAACUUGCCAUUCCAGCCUAUGCAAUAAUGUGUUGCAUAGACAUUUUUGUUCCUUCAGAUUCUCAUCUCAACAAACCUGCCUUCUGCAAUAUUGGUGAUAGUCAUGUGAUACAAUCAUUGAUUUCUGACUGAAUGAAUGAGUCUCUGUCUAUAGCUACUCCGAUCUUGAUCUACAUCUGAGAUUACGUCAUUUUUUGCUUCUGGUUGCUUCUGUAUUUUUCCCUCUAGUAAUGGAAGAUUUUUCCAGUCCCAAACCAAAUCUUGAAGGAAGAGCAUACAACAAAUUACGUCAUUGUGCAUGUGCUUUUUUCAUAGCAGUUCCAGAACAAUAGUUAGUAAGAUAGUUGAAAUCAGAUAUUAUAUACAUACAAAUAUAGAAUGCAUACAUGUAUACAUAUAUACAUAUGAUAGUUACAAUAACAAAUUGUUUUUUUUCCAAGCAUGAAAAACGUUUACAGGAUGAAUCAAUCCAGCGGUUUGUUUGGUCCAACAUUAGUGCUUCUGUCAGCGUGCUCCUCCGUAGUGGUGCUAUGGUACUCUUGCCUGUACAUAGAGUGGCUCUGUAUUACCCCACUCCCUCUGGAACCAGAAUACCCCCUGCACCCUGCACACAUACACACACACUCAGACACUGCAGCAACUGUGCAAAUUUGGAAAUGCACCAUUUUGAACCGCAGUGGCCGUAUCAACAGAGCCCAUUUCUGAAGAAAAGCAUGUCCACCUGUGAUGAAAAGCUUGUUAAUGGUUCCCUGGCCUGUGUCGUAUGUUUUGGGUGAUACAGCUGCCAUCAGGGGCACAGGAAAAGCACACUUCACCUGGAACAGGUCAGGCCAGGCCUCUUCAGCACUGUGCUGAGGUUGGGCCGGAAGGCGGCGCACUGGACAGCAACCUGAAAGAUUUGUGGGCCGUUGCCCAGCAACUUUACCUUACUUUGACCUUUGGCAGCAUGUUGCUUUUAUAAGCAAACAACCAGCAUAGCCAAAAUUUACUGGAGAAACAUGAUGGUGGCAUUUUCUGAAAGAGGACAUUCCUUACACUUUUAAGCAAUUAAAAUUUAUAUAGGGAUACUGUGUUUCUUAAUUAUUACGUGUGGAGACCUUCACUGCAAAUAGCUAGUGUAAACAGUGUGCACAAGCCUUUCACUGGGUUAAGAUUAUACAGUGUAGCAGUGAAAACAUGCUUGUUAAAACUUGUGUCUGUAGUUGUUUCAGUGUUAGUCUUGUUGACAACCGCUAGUUUCCAAGUUCCUGAGACAAAGAGCACUGUUAAAAGGUCAUGCACAAUUUGAAAUGCUGGCCAUGCGGGCCGACAAAUAAAUAAAUAAGUUGUCUGCGGGAUAAUUCAGUUGGUAUGUAAGGCCUGUCUUCUUUCCUGAAAUGCCAUUUUGUUUGUCUGUAACAGAAGCUAAUCUGUGGUCAAUGGUGCACGGCAGAUUCCUCUGUGCUGUCAAGGGCUCGACCCUGUAGCUCCUGCAGUGUCCACACUGGCUAGCAAUCCCUUCCCACCGCAUUUAAAGCACAUGCAAGGUAUAUGGAGGAUUCUAAAUAUGAAUGGGUCGACAUGUAUGCCAGUUUAAGUUGAUGAAAUCCUCUCAGAUGAUCUCAAGUGCAGCUCAACAACUGUGUUGUAAUGACUGGGUACUAGUAAAUUUAACCAUCAUUGAAAACUACUGGUUCUUCAUAUCAGACCUUACACUAUAGGAGUGUUAAACUUAAGAUAAUAUUGUUUAUAAGAGUUUUCCAAUAAUUAUUGUCUGGUAAUAAAUAAUCUUUGUUUUUUAUUUCUAGACUAGAUUAUUAUUAAGAAGAUUUAUUACUUUAGUUAUCUACAUUGAUAUAGAAGAAUUGUAAUUUCUGCCAAAACUGGUGUGUAGAUUAUUACAGGGCUUUCAUAUUUUUGUAAGCAUCUCAUAAACAUUCUUAUGAUACACACUGCUGUGCAAGAGUCGUAGACAUUUUGCGUUUUCAUACUAAGAUGCAUAAGGAAUUCAAAUCUUUGUAUAUGGUUGAAGCAGUCAGAUUUUUCAGAUGGAGGAGAAAGGGGAUCAAGGAGCUUGAUGUUUGAAAGAAAUGUAGUACACCAUUCCACCAUGUUUAUGACCAAAUUAGCUAGAUUUCCCUUAAUUAGUUAUGGUUUUAUUUAAGAGGUAGGGUAGAGGAAUGUGAUAUAAGGUAUAGUGUGCAUUAUUUGGAAAUUGUACAUUUUCAGAUGUAUUCACAUUUAAUGCAAACUUUUGUUUCCAUGUCCAUCAAAGUAUAACAAUGGCAAAAUGCCUCUUGCACAACAGUGUGUAUAGUGUGUGCAUAAAUAAUGUGUCAAAUUAUGUUUAGUAAAGUUCUUGCAUAUUAUGUGGUCGGGAUUCUGUCUGUGAGCCUUACAGUAUUGUAUAAAAAAAAGAAAAAAAAAGAAUUUUAAUGUUAAGAUAUGUGUCUUUUCUAAACUGAUGAUAUCAAAGUUUUUCAUUAACAAGAAAUUGUGCAUGUGCUUAAGUAACAGCUGUAAUGUCAUGUUCUUUUUGACCAUUUGUGCUUCAGUGGGUGCUUCAUUGCUACUGUGUGGGCUUUGUACACUUUAACUCAGAUGCUGUUAAUGUGCCAAAGUAUUUUCCAAAAAAAGAAUAUAUUAAAUAAAACUUUACAUGAUGAGCUA